AUGGCUUCUCCUACAGUUGUGGCUUCGUGGUUGCUGUUAGGAUGUGUCGGAAAUGCAGUUGAUCUGGAUCUUGACAAGUGUAUAAACUUAUCAAAAGAACUACUUGACAGUGUAAACGCAACCCUCAGCUCGGAAGAAAUCAAUAAAGGAUUUAACUGCACAUCUGAUCUAAUGAAUGAUAUUACAAAGGCUACGACGGUAAUCGCUUGUGAGCCGGAUCCUUCAUCUUUGAAGAAGACGGGGUGCACGAGGCAACGGAAAACUGCAUUUGAUCAGGUUACCUGCUUAAGAAAUAUCACGGAGGACUUAUUGAAAUACAAAGCCGAGUUUUCAAAAUACCAGCUCAAAGGAUUAUCAAAACAACUGGACAAGACGCUGUCUAAAAUAGAUGCUCUUAUCAAGGUUUUACCGUCAUCAGCUAAAGCAACCUUCCGCAAAAAGAGGGAGAUCUCCUUUCCAGAUCGGAUGAAACUCUGCGAGGUCCUGCAGGCUUUCAGAGUGCGCACUGUAACCAUCAACCGGGUCAUGAAUUACUUGAAAUCCCGCCACUGAACAGCUGCGUCUGUGGAGCGUGUUACCUUUUUCAAGGAUGCCUGAUCAAGAGUAUGACUUAGUCUACAUUAAUUGUGAUGUACCAGACCGCCACGUAUAAGCUAGAAACAUAAAUCUAUGUCUAGGCAGAGAUAUUUUUUAUAUUAUUUAUUAAGAUAUUUAUGUGUUAUGUGUAUACCAUAUAAUAUAGGGUGUUUUUGUAUACUGGUAUAGCCCAUUGUUAAAACGUGCUGUAAAAUUAUGGGGAAAUGCAGGAAUUUAUCUAACAGACGUGUAAUACUAACACAACAAAAGCAUAGGAUGUUAUUUAUUAUUAUGUGUUAUUAUUUAUUCAUUUAGUACUGCUCAAAUGUUUUUGGGGGUAAUUUUAGGCAACAAUGUGCUGUGUCUUUUGUUUUUAAUUAAAUAUUAUACGGAAAGGACAUAAUGGUUAUACUGACACCUUGAUAUAACG
Messenger RNA from Acipenser ruthenus (sterlet), 1006 nucleotides. Its product is annotated as interleukin-12 subunit alpha-like. NCBI's taxonomy places the organism in Eukaryota, Metazoa, Chordata, Actinopteri, Acipenseriformes, Acipenseridae. The transcript is spliced from 5 exons. The coding region runs from base 1 to 552 and encodes 183 amino acids. Gene Ontology annotation, cellular component: extracellular region. The record is from RefSeq and is a predicted model, not a curated record. Gene Ontology annotation, biological process: immune response. Gene Ontology annotation, molecular function: growth factor activity; interleukin-12 receptor binding.